Molecule: messenger RNA, 1055 nt
Organism: Amaranthus tricolor (Joseph's coat)
Lineage: Eukaryota; Viridiplantae; Streptophyta; Magnoliopsida; Caryophyllales; Amaranthaceae
Exons: 4
Coding region: 252-758 (168 amino acids)
Source: RefSeq, a predicted model, not a curated record
CAAGUGGAAGAAAAAUCAACAAAGAGACAAUCCAAACAACUCAUAAAACCUUGGGUUUAAAACAAACAAAAGAAAGCUAAUGGAAAACCAAAAAAAUACCACCUUAUCUUCCUUUCUAUAAAUAUAGUCAAAAGAUCUCUUUUUUUAUUCACUUGCUAAAUUAUUAUCUUUUUUAAAAAAUUCAAAUUUUAGAGUGAGAAAAAAAGAAAUAAUAUAAUUAAAAUAGAAAAAAUAAUUAAGUAAUUAAAAAAAUGGGAGUAGAAAAAAGAGAAGAGAAGAAAAUAGUGGUAGCCAUAGAUGAGAGCGAGGAAAGCAUGUAUGCAUUAUCAUGGUGUAUUAAUAACAUAAUAUCACUUCCUAAUCAAGAAUCUUCAAAUUCUACUAUUCUUAUUCUUCUCUAUGUCAAGCCCCCUCCUCCUGCUUACUCUGCUUUUGAUGUUGCUGGAUACUUGUUUGGAAAUGAUGGUGUAGCAACCUUGGAAAAUUACUCAAGGAAGCUUGUUGAUUCAGUAAUGACUAAAGCCCAAAAAAUUUGUAUGGAGUCCAACAUUAACAUUAAGGUGGAAAAGAAAGUUGGUAGUGGUGAUCCCAAAAGCGUCAUAUGUGGAACAGUUGAAAAACUAGGUGCUCAUAUGCUGGUUAUGGGAAGCCAUGACUACGGAUUUUUUAAGAGGGCUCUUCUAGGAAGCGUAAGUCAGGAAUGUGCCAAACAAGUAAAGUGCCCUGUGGUGGUUGUGAAGCAUCCUAAGAACAGUUAACUAAGGCUAUUACUUAUUUUACCGUCACUUUGAAUUUACAAUGUAUGACUAAAAAAUUCUCAUAUUUUUUAAGUUUUAUGUUGCUAACUAAGAGUGUGAGAAUCGGGGUUUUUUCAUUUAGAGAGUAAAUAUUACUUUUCAAAAAAAAUUACAAGUUCAAUUCCCACCAAGUCUUCCCUUUCCUAAGCAUAUCUUGUAAUCCGAAAAAAAAAUGAGAAAGUAUGUUAGAGUAAGUCCUUUGUCUUUGUGUAAAGUGAUGUAUUUGUAUGAGAUAUGUGAAUUAAUUUGGUUGUUAAA